Cylindrotheca closterium is the source of this 1704-nucleotide messenger RNA. Lineage: Eukaryota; Bacillariophyta; Bacillariophyceae; Bacillariales; Bacillariaceae. The record is from the annotation of a GenBank genome assembly.
AUGAAGAUUUCAAUUUCACAAACAAACCGCCAAAGCGCCGGCGGAUCAUCGUCACGAUUCUUCAAGUCAGCAGUGCUGUGUGCGUUGGCGUAUGCCUUUGGUCUGUACAGCAGUUCCACCAGCAGCAGCGAUAAUAACAACAGACUGAUUGUUGUAGAGGACCAUGUUAACAGACGAGCCAGCGCGAUUGAGAUUCCAGAACAACAAUCAUGGAGUGCCAACGCUAGAGCCAUGGAUGCCACACACAAAACGCAACAAGCAAGGAAAAAGUUGUUGGAAGCAAGGAAGCAAUCCAAACGACCACAGCAAUCCGACCAAUCAUCAGCCACGUCGUUUAGCAUUCCUUCCGCUCUGAAUCUCAUUCCCAAUGACCAAUUGAAAUUAGCAGACUACUUUUCAGAUUCGUGGCUGCUCAAUAAGAAGAACUUUCUCAAGGUUCCACUGUAUCAGAUUGGAAUUGUGGAAGAUGCCUGCUUUGCUGCCAUUGGCAAGCGACGAAUCCACGAUCAUUCCAAAAUGUUUGUAGAUUGGACCGACUUUAUGGUAAUGCAUCUCUCCAAAUGGUGGGGCGAGCUGAACAUUUUAGGAGAUGAGGAUUCUACAAUGUUUGAUCACACCACUGGAACCAUUUUUGGUGGUUAUUUGCACAAGGUUUUCAGCGGCAAAGCGACAACGAAAACCACAACAACAACAACACCAAAAAGCCCACUCCAUCCUACCAUUGCCAUGAUUGCCUUUGCUCCCUAUCGCAGCUCGCACAAAAAUCGGGGAGAACUAUUGACUGCCCACUCCUUGGCAAGUACGAUCGCUUCACUUUACCAUGUAGGGUUUGGAAGAGUCAUUGUGACGUGCAACGGUGACACGGAUGUUACCCGAGCUCAUGAAGCCUUUCGACUGGUGCAGCUAUACUCCACAGCUAGCACGUUCAAUGAAAAAGUAACCGUGGAUACCGCCAACCGUAUAUUAUUCAGCAGCGAUCAAGCCAUGGCAGUACCCGCACAAAUCGGUAACACAGAAUUGGCGGCAGUCCGAAUUACCAACACGACGUGGUUCAAAACGAAAUGGGUCAAAUAUAACAUGCCAUUGGCAGCCGUCAUUGGGAUGCAAAAAGCCUUGGGAGGCAAAUUGGAGAGUGAGAAGGAAUCCAAAUAUUGGCUCGGCACCAAGCAUGACGCAUCCUAUUGGAAGUAUGUGUACUUGACGGAACCGGAUACCUUAUUGCAUACCAAAGAAUCCAUGUGGAAACCAAUCCAAGAGGGAUUGGAUCAGGGAUUGUCAUUCUUUCCACAUCGAUUGCAGCCUCUGCCGCACGAAUUCAAUUUGCCACCGUCCACUGAGGAUCCAUCCACAAAGCAUGUCUCGAGAAAGUACCAAACUCAAUACAUCCCAAAUGUCCUUCCCUUUUCGAACAUUACCAACUUGGAUGACACUUGGCAUUGUUGUGAUGAUGGGCCAGAGUGGCCAGGCCGAAGUGAAGAAUUCGGCACCCAGCAACGACCCUGUGGAGGUCUUUGGUGGUGGGCCUGUGGAUACCGGUCGUCCGUCAAGGUAUCGGAACAAUCCAAGGAGGAAAUCUUGGAGCAUCACAAACGGCUAGUUCCGUAUCCAAUGAUGACGGUGGCCAAGGGAACGGGUGUUGUCUUUGCUCCAACGGAAAUGGGACGGCGAUGCUUUCCCUCUCAAGCUCCGUGCAAAAGAACCUAA